AUGGCGUCGUCGCUCAAAUAUACUGUCCACCAGUACGGCGCACACGAGCUGCAACGGCUAGGGGUCUGGGACCUCGACGUCGCUGAUAAGACUCAUACUAAAUAUUGGAUCGUAUUCAUCCACGGCGGCGCAUGGCGCGACCCUCGCGUAGCGCACGACACCUUCGCGCCGGUCAUAACGCGCUUCCUCGAGAGCAGUAGUACCGCCGGUGGAUCUACCGGUAGCAUCCCUGUCGCCGCCUUCGCCUCCCUCGAUUACCGUCUGAGUCCGCACCCGGAGUUCCCGCAGGACCCGGCGACUACGCCACCGGACCGCUUCCGCGGCGCCAAGCAUCCGGACCAUCUCGAUGACGUGCGCGCCGCGCUCGCGUUCCUGCAGAACCGGUUCGGCUUUGGGAGCAGGUAUGUGCUUGUUGGGCACUCGGCCGGCGCGUGUCUUGCCUACCAGCUGUUGGCGGGAUUGUCUAGCAUCGAAGACGUUGAGGUGGAAUUCCCCGCUGCUGUGUUUGGCGUCGAGGGGAUCUACGAUAUGACGGGCUUCAACGCGCGGUUCGGUGGCGGGUAUGCGGGAUUCCUAGAAGGGGCGUUCGGGCCUCAGGAUAGAUGGGAUGAAGCGGCGCCGAUGAAGUGCCCGGGGAGCUAUGGGGAUUGGUACCCCGGAGGGUUGGCUGUGCUGGGGCACUCGGUGGAUGAUGACAUGGUGGAUAUGCCGGAGACGGAUGGGAUGGCGGAGAGACUGAAGAAGGAUGGGGUUGAGGUGUUGCUUGUGAAGGAUCUUACGGGGCCGCAUGAUGAUGCUUGGCAGGAUGGCAGAGGAGUUGCUAGGAUUGUGCUGCGGGUUUUAGAUAUUCUACGGGAGAGGGCUAGGGAGUGA
This is a messenger RNA of Daldinia childiae, 873 nucleotides long. RefSeq names its product Kynurenine formamidase. NCBI's taxonomy places the organism in Eukaryota, Fungi, Ascomycota, Sordariomycetes, Xylariales, Hypoxylaceae. The coding region runs from base 1 to 873 and encodes 290 amino acids. Gene Ontology annotation, molecular function: arylformamidase activity. The record is from RefSeq and is a predicted model, not a curated record. The transcript is spliced from 2 exons.